AUGUCCUCAAAUACUACAGUUUUUGUUUCUGGUGCUACAGGUUUCAUUGCUCAGCAAAUAGUAAAAUUAUUAAUUGAAAAUAACUAUAAUGUCAUAGGUUCAGUAAGAUCAUCAGAAAAAGGAGAUCAAUUAAGAACUGAUUUGAAAUCGCUUGGUUUAAAUUCAAAGUUAUUCACAUACGAAAUUGUGGAAGACAUUGCUACAAAAGGCGCUUUUGAUAAGGCUUUACAAUCUCAUCCUGAAAUUUCAGUAUUCUUACACACUGCUUCACCAGUCAUUUUCACUUCUAAAAAUUAUAAAGAAGAUAUAUUAGAUCCAGCAAUUGAAGGAACUAAGAAUGCUUUUACUGCAAUUAAAAAAUAUGGUAAAAAUAUCAAAAAAGUCAUUGUCACUUCUUCAUUUUCAUCAGUCGGUUCAUUUGGAAAACAUUAUGAUUCAAAUUUAACAUUUACUGAAGAUUCGGUUAAUCCAAUUACAUAUGAAGAAAGUUUUGAAGAUCCUGGAUCUGCUUAUAAUGGAUCAAAAACAUUUGCCGAAAAAGAAGUUUGGAAAUUUAAAGAUCAAGGAUUUGAAAUAACUACUAUUCAUCCAGUUUAUGUUUUUGGACCACAAGCUGGGAAAGUUAAAAAUAAAUCUGAAUUGAAUUUUAGUGCUGAGAUUGUUAAUAAGGUUUUAAAAUUAAAUGAAGGUGAUGAAAUUCCACCAAUGAAUGGUAACUUUAUUGAUGUUAGAGAUGUUGCUAGAGCUCAUGUUGAUUCCAUUAAGAAUGAUAAGACUAAUGGUCAAAGAUUAGUUGUUGCUAAUGGUCAAUGGAGUAAUGAUUUAUUGGCAAGUAUAAUUAAUAAAAAUUUUCAACAUUUGAAAAUUCCAAAAGGUGCUUUGAGCAGAAGUGAAAAAUUAAUUAAUGAAAAGGGUUACAACACUAAUUUUCAAAAAACAAAAGAUAUUUUGGGUUUCAAAUAUAUUGAUUUAGAAAAAUCUAUCAUUGAUACUGUUGAUCAAAUUUUGAAAGCGAAAUAA
Molecule: messenger RNA, 1020 nt
Organism: Insectozyma verbasci
Lineage: Eukaryota; Fungi; Ascomycota; Pichiomycetes; Serinales; Debaryomycetaceae
Source: the annotation of a GenBank genome assembly